Molecule: messenger RNA, 1827 nt
Organism: Aspergillus caelatus
Lineage: Eukaryota; Fungi; Ascomycota; Eurotiomycetes; Eurotiales; Aspergillaceae
Product: general substrate transporter
Exons: 4
Coding region: 177-1799 (540 amino acids)
Biological process (GO): transmembrane transport
Cellular component (GO): membrane
Molecular function (GO): myo-inositol:proton symporter activity
Source: RefSeq, a predicted model, not a curated record
AUCAACCAAAGGAAAUAAAAGGCUUCAUGCAUCCGCGGACUUCAUCUGGCAGUUCUGACAUGGGAGCACCAUCUCUCAGUCCCUCCACUACCCACCUCUAUCAAGCAACUACUCCUCUUUAGUGACACCAUUCAUAUUUAGCAAUCUCCGGAUCAAACCACACCAGGCUCUGCAACAUGUCGCCGAAUAAGUACGAUGGCGAGGACGACUCGUACGAGAAAGAAAAAGCAGAGCAAGUGGAACAUGUUGACACGAUAGAUGCCGAGAAGGGAGGUCUCCAGGAGGUCUCCGAACUGAGUGGCAUUGAAGACACGGCGGCCUCAAAGGCUGCGUGGUUGAUUUCCGUAACUGUCUCAAUCGGUGGUCUUCUAUUCGGGUACGAUACUGGCUAUAUUUCCUCGGUACUCGUGACAAUUGGAACGUCCCUCGGUCAUACCUUGAGCUCCAGUGAGGAAGAACUCGUCACUUCAUUGACGAGCGGUGGUGCUUUGAUCGGUGCAGUCGGAGCUGGUUUGACUGCCGAUCGCUUUGGCCGCCGCUGGCCCAUCUGGGGGGCUUGCAUUCUCUUCGUUCUAGGAACAGUGCUUCAGACCUGUUCUUAUUCUGUGCCUCAGUUUGCGGUCGGUCGGUUCGUUGUGGGCCUUGGCGUCGGCAGUGCUGCCAUGGUUGUACCUCUGUAUAUCGGUGAAAUAGCACCUGCCAAAUAUCGUGGUCGCAUGGUGGCAUUCAACAACAUGAGCGUUACCUUCGGUCAGCUCCUGGCGAGCGCGAUCGGGGCUGGGUUUGCACAGGUGAAGGGAGAAGCAUGGCGAGCAACUGUUGGUAUUGGAGCUGUACCACCCCUUGUUCUUGCUGCGCUUCUCUUCCUGUGCCCCGAGUCGCCUCGUCAGCUGGUCUCUCACGGCGAUACCGCAAGCGCAGAUGCUGUCCUCCGACGCAUCUACCCGAGCUCCACGACGGAACAGCGCGAGGCCAAGAUCCGAUCGAUCGAACUGUCCGUUCAGGAAGCAACGCACGCGAUGUCCGAAGACACCAUCUGGGCGACGAUUAAACGUGUGUUCACUACCCCGUCUACCGGUCGUGCCGUCCUCACUGCAUGCGUGGUCAUGGCCAUCAGUCAACUGGGUGGGUUCAACACGUUAAUGUACUACGCAUCCAAGCUUUUCGCUAUUGUUGGAUUUAACAACCCUACGGCUGUCGGUAUUACCGUGUCAGGAACCAACUUUGUCUUUUCGGUCGUAAACCUCCUGGUUGUGGAUCGAUUUGGACGACGAAUUAUCUUGACCACGACCGUGCUUGGUAUGGCCAUCUGUAUGCUCGUCACCGCGGUCGCGUUUCACUAUAUUCCAGUCAACCUGCAAACACUGGAAGUGGAAAGCAAUAAUGUCGGCUGGCCAGGAACCGUGGUCCUGGUGACCAUCAUUUGCUACGUUGCCUGCUAUUCGUCUGGCGUUGCCACCAUUGCGUGGAUUGGAACUGAGCUGAUCCCACUUGAGGUCCGAGCUAUUGGAACGAUGAUGAACACGGUUACAUGCUGGAGCACCAACAUUAUCAUCUCCUCAACCUUCCUGUCCAUGAUGAAGGGUAUCACGCCAAGCGGAGCAUUUGGGUUCUACACUGGCAUCUGCUUCACUGGGUGGGUGUUUGUGGUGUUCUUUUUCCCAGAAUGCAAGGGCAUGCCUCUCGAGGCCAUUCGUGAAGUCUUCAGUGAUGGCUUUGGGGUGCGCUAUUCCAAGAAAUGGCAGAAGGAGCAUCGCGACGAGGCCAGAGCUGCCACGGUUACCUCCUUUGGGCAUUAAAAAGCCCUUCACAGAAAUAUGAUUUGAC